CGGCGGCGCGUCAAAUAAGGCAAAAAUCGGCGGCGGCGGCGGCGUGGCGCGGCGGCGUAUAUGUCUACUAGAAAUUAUUGCAGACGAAAUGCAAAUUAAUCCCUUUAUAAGUAUAUGAAAUAAUUAACCACAAACACAUUCAUACACUUUCUACAUACACACCCACACAUUUACACACGUUUUUAUGCGUAGUAGUUAGUCGUAAGCGGAGCAAAAAUAUUUAGCAAAAAGUUACAGCUACAAAAAAAAAAAAAAAAAAAAAAAAACAUGUGAAAACUGAAAAAUAAAAACAAAAUAAAUGUAUUGUGCCUAAGUAUAAACCGAAAUGUUAGAAGAAACUCAACCAGAGAGAACUAAAACUUAAAUUUAAUCAAAACGCAUCAGUCAUUUAUAAUCCUUAGCCAAGCUUUUACACUCCAAGCUUACGUAUAGCCGUACCGCCACUCCCCCCCAGCACAAAUACACAACCAAACAAUGGCACCGUCUCUGCUCCCGUCUAAAAAAAGUAGCUUACAAACAAUUAAAAAGACCAUGCAAAUGUUUUUUGAUUAACAUUUUUACGCAAGCGCCAAUGUGAAAGCAAAGUUUAUUUUGUAUACAGAUAUACAUGCAUUAUACACAUAUAUAUUUGCACGGGUUGCAUAUAGAGUAAGCGAAGCAACCAGAGCCUGCAGCCAUAAUCUUUUAUUUUCAAACUUUGUUUCGCAAAAUAAAGUCCUACAGCAUUUGAAGCGAAAUAAAUAUACACAUAUAAAAGUAAAUAUAUUUUUACUAAUCAAGAAAACAUUCUAGUUGCAAUUGGGUCGAUUCCCGUACGCCCAUUGCCGAUGUGUAUAGAAUUGUGAAUGGAAUACGAGUUUAGGUGUGAAGGGGGAUGUGUUAGCCUUAAGUAUGAGGCACAGAACUAAAUUCGAUACCAUCUUAACACACAAUUUUAUCGAUGACUAUGAUCUUGGCUUAGUUAACAACAUUCCAUAUAGCAAAUCGGGUUCGGAGAAGUCGAAUCCACGUUCCGAAACAAUAGUAUCAGCCUGUGGAAUGUAACCCCAUAAUAACCAGGUGGCAAGUCACUUUUAAUAAAACUAAACGUAGACUUAUCCAUAUUAUAGAAGUCAAGUGUAAUGCCUGGAAUAAUGCAAUCGCGAGUCGUCAAUAUUUUUGACAAUAAAAAAGGUCUAUAACUUAUUUGUAAAGUAAGAGAACACGGCUAGGCAUACAGAUUGUGUAUAUACAUUAUUUUAGAUAUACUAAGGACAUGUGACUGGCAAAUAUUUAUAUACUAUUCUAUGAGCUAUGUAUCUGCAAGUCAAACACUGUACUAUAAAGUACUGUGUCUAUGAGUCCCAAAACAAUCCCCAAAGAAAUUGAACACCAACUACCCCAAAGAUCGGCUUCCAUUGAUCCAAAGGCCCUUUAGCCAUAACCUUAAACUUAUAAUUAAAGCUAACCAAUAACAAAACUGGAAACGCAACGUCCACAACAAUAUUAAUACUUGCAAACUUUUAACCCUAGCUUACACUUAAGAGAGUGCAACACUUUUCUAAAGUUUUGGCGAUAGUCCAAUGAUCGGGAUGCUCAGUUUCUAGUAUAUAAAAAACCCCUUGGAGAAUACGGAGAGAGACGCUCACUUAAUCCGUAGCGCACUAAGUUUUACUAACUAAUUAGCCUAUGAAUAACCAAGCCGGCUUGUGUCGCCAUCUCAACAAAUCUAAAACAAGACAAGGAAACACACUAAACACCACAAGAAAAUUAUUCAAUCAUGGAAAAUACUGAAAAACAUAAAAGAAGAAGAACAUUAAAAGGCAAACACCACAAAAGAAAAACUAAUUUGUAAAAAUAUUAAUAGCGAAUAAAAAUUAUAAUUUAAAAACUCUAUUAUUGCUAAUAGCAUUGAUAAUGGGAUUCUGAUUGGGCAUUGGCGCGCUCAUGACCAUACGCCUACUCAUCUGACGCUUCCUUCCGUUGACACAACACCUAACCAAUUACUAAAUCCAAGAACAUUCUGGCGGCAAAGUGGUGUUGCUCUACUAAUACCGGGUAUGUGGAUUCUUUAAAUUAAUGAUUAAUGAUUUAAAAGUUCGUUUACCUUCCUGAUUGUGGUACAAUUAAGUCGUAACUACUCCAUUUUUAGGACAAUAAAGUCUCAACAUUUGCUUUGUACUUCCUUUAUAAAGCAUUCUUAAAGACUAUAUGAAUACGUCCUUUAUUUUGUAUGCCAGAGUAAUAGCUAGUUUGAAAUCUGCGCGUCACUGGACAACGUGUUGAAAUUUAAAUUGAAGGCGCUUCGCACUGUCGACCAACAUUUACUGUAGUUUACAUAAUUUUACAGCACUCGAAUUAAAAGCAUUUAUUGGUCAGAGUAUUUCGAAAUCACUUCUAUGCUAGCGGGUUUCUGGCAAGACUUGGGCUGGUUGCUGCAUAUUGACUGGCAUAAUUUUGAGGGGCACGUGAAUCGCAUGAAAAUAGCCACUUAAAUUAGAGUCCCCCACAACGUGGUGGGACAUGGAAAGCGCCAUAUUAAACCGCAAAUGCGUAAUCCAUAAGAUGGGCAUCAACACGCAAACAUACAUAUAUACACAGAUACAAACCCCUUUUUUUUAUUCCGAAUGCAAACAUCAGGAAAAACUCGGGAAAUCGGCAGUCUCUCGCGUUCAGCCGAUCUAAAAAGUUAGAUUGACUGCUAAAAGUAAUUCAGUAAAUUCGUAAAAAUCGUUCUGUUACGUUGGAAUUUUUCGGUGUCCACUGACGCAUAUAGAAAACUGAAUGAAGCUUUGAGACGAUCAGAGUUGCCUCAGUCUGCCUUCGAACGUCGCUCGUGUAGGAAUUCAAGUUUGGGCAGCGGAUUGGGGCUUCCCAGUUCAACGCCAUGCUGUCCUGCAUAAUCCUAAUCAGCUGGCUGCUGCUGGUGUGGUUUUACUUCCUGUGGAGUCGCCGAAGAUACUAUAUUGCCGCUUGGCAGUUGAGAGGACCCGUUGGAUGGCCGUUAAUUGGCAUGGGAUUACAGAUGAUGAAUCCGGCGACCUUUUUACAGUACAUGGAUGGUUUGUCGCGGCAGUUUAAGGCUCCGUUUAUAUCGUGGAUGGGAACCGACUGCUUCCUGUACAUCAACGAUCCAAGCACCGUAGAGCAAAUCUUUAAUUCGACGCACUGCACCAAUAAGGGCGACUUAUAUCGAUUCAUUAGCUCGGCCAUUGGUGACGGACUAUUCACGUCCAGUUGGCCUCGUUGGCACAAGCACCGUCGCCUCAUUAAUCCAGCCUUCGGUCGCCAAAUCCUCAGCAACUUUCUGCCCAUCUUCAAUGCCGAAGCGGAGGUCCUGCUGCAGAAGCUGGACCUAGAGGGUGUGCAGCAUGGAAAGAGGCUGGAGAUCUAUCAAAUUCUCAAGAAAAUCGUCUUGGAAGCGGCUUGCCAGACAACCAUGGGCAGGAAAAUGAAUUUUCAGCACGAUGGUUCUGUCGCUAUUUUUGAAGCUUACAACGGCCUUACUGAAGUGUGUGUUAAACGGAUGCUGUCGCCCUGGCUCUAUCCGGGGCUCAUCUACCGACGAUCGCGGCUUUAUGGCCAACAGAAAAAGGUGGUUGGCAUACUUUUUGGAUUUAUAGAACAGCUUCUCGAGCCGAUUGUCUCGGUGGUGACCUCUGAUGCGAGCGCAGAACAGCAGAAUCCGGAGAUGAGGGCCAAGUCCAAAGCUAUUUUUAUCGAACAGGUGCGGGAGCAUGUGGAGCGCGGGCAAUUGAGUUGGCAGGACGUGAGAGACGAGGCCAAUGUGACAAUAGCAGCGACUUUCGAAACCACAUCGACGGCUUUAUACUUUACGAUUCUCUGUUUGGCCAUGCACCCGUACUACCAGGAGAAGCUCCACGAGGAGUUGGUCAGGGAGCUGCCGCCCACUGGCGACGUUUCCCUGGAGCAGCUGCAACGACUCGACUACACGGAAAUGGUGAUCAACGAGGCCAUGCGGCUGUUUGCUCCCGUACCGAUGGUCCUGCGAUCGGCGGAACAGGAUUUGCAAUUGCGGCGGGACGACGGCGACUUUCUAAUCCCUCGAGGCACUCAGAUCGGGAUCGAUAUCUACAAUAUGCAGCGCGACGAGCGGGUGUGGGGUCCUCUUGCCCGAACCUACAAUCCGGAGGCGCAUUUCGGAAAGGACGCGCCACUGAGGCACGCCUUCGCCUUUGUCCCGUUCACCAAGGGAUUGCGCAUGUGCAUUGGCUACCGAUAUGCCCAGAUCCUGAUGAAACUGCUGUUGGCCAGGAUAUUUUACAGCUAUCGCAUUAGCACAGAGGCACGGUUGGACGAGCUUUUGGUGAAGGGCAAUAUCUCCCUUAAGCUCCAAGAGUAUCCCCUAUGUCUAGUGAACCGAAGAUAAUUGAGGAGCUGGAGGGCCCCCAACUUGUUGCUGUAAUAUUUCAAUUAAAAGUGCCAUUUUUGUUGCA
Drosophila kikkawai is the source of this 4436-nucleotide messenger RNA. RefSeq names its product Cytochrome P450 313b1 (gene Cyp313b1). NCBI's taxonomy places the organism in Eukaryota, Metazoa, Arthropoda, Insecta, Diptera, Drosophilidae. The record is from RefSeq and is a predicted model, not a curated record. Gene Ontology annotation, molecular function: monooxygenase activity; oxidoreductase activity, acting on paired donors, with incorporation or reduction of molecular oxygen; iron ion binding.